CUCAGCUCUAUAACACGCCCUUUUUCAUCAACUAGCGGGAUAAGAAAGAGAGAGGCGAGCAGCAUCACCAUCCCAGUCCCAAAAGCACCUCCAUCAGUCCAGCUUCCAUUGGCGCUGGACAGACCAACUGGGACCCUGCAUCAGAAUGUACAAAGCAAUUAUUUCGAAACUUCUGCUGUUAACUCUGUUUGUUCUCCAGUGCCAUUCCCAAGGGUGCAGGACUGGAGAGUUCCACUGUGGAAAUGGCCGCUGUAUUCCUGGUGAUUGGAGAUGUGAUGGAACGGCUGACUGUUCAGAUAAUUCAGACGAAAGUGGCUGUCCUCGGCUAACCUGCGAUACCAGCCAGUUUCAGUGUGUGAGCGAUGGGGAAUGCAUCCCUCAAAACUGGGUCUGUGACGAUGAGGAGGAUUGUGAAGAUGGGUCAGAUGAGACACAGCACUGUCCUGGUAGGACGUGUUCUAGCCAGCACUUUACUUGUCCUGAAGGAGCUUGCAUCCCAGGGGAGUACAGGUGUGAUCGAGUCGCUGACUGCUCGGAUGGAGCGGAUGAGAGAGGCUGCCACUACCCUGUGUGUGCAGAAUUGACAUGUGCAAAUGGAGCCUGUUACAACCGGACCCAGCAUUGUGAUGCUUUCGCAGACUGCAGAGAUAGAUCAGAUGAAACCAAUUGCACUCAGAGAUGUAACAGUAAUGAGUUCCAGUGUGCCCAUGGGGAAUGUAUCCCACAGGCCUAUACCUGCGACCAUGAUGAUGACUGUGGAGAUGAGAGUGACGAGCAGAACUGUGUCUAUCCAACAUGCAGAGGGAAUUUCUUCACUUGUCCAAGUGGGCGCUGCAUUCACCAGAGCUGGCUUUGUGAUGGAGAUGAUGACUGUGAAGACAAUGCGGAUGAGAGAGGAUGUGAAUCAUCAGAUCGGGAGUGCUAUCCAGGAGAAUGGGCUUGUCCUUCCUCUGGGCUAUGUAUCCCUGUUGAAAAAUUAUGUGAUGGAACUGCAGACUGUCCUUCAGGUGACGAUGAAACCAACACUACAGCAGGCAGAAACUGCAGUAUUGUAAACUGUGCAUCUCUAAGCUGCCAGCAUCGUUGUCACCCAUCCCCGUCUGGUGGAACGUGCUAUUGUCCGUUGGGCUAUGUAGUUAACAGCAACGAUAGCCGCUCUUGUGCAGAUUUUGAUGACUGUAAGAUGUGGGGAGUUUGUGACCACUUGUGUGAAGACAGAAUUGGCAGUCACAGAUGCAGUUGUCAGGAUGGAUAUGUCCUGGAACAACACAGACAUUGCAGAGCUAACACUUCAUCGGGGGCACCGUCACUGAUAUUCUCCAAUGGGCGGGAUCUGCUGAUCGGUGAUAUCCACGGGCACAGUCUUCGGACGCUGAUGCAGUCCCAGAACCGCGGGAUUGCUGUUGGGGUAGAUUAUCAUUAUUACCUGCACAGGGUCUUUUGGACAGACACCAUUCAAAAUAAGGUGUUCUCUGUGGAUAUUGAUGGCUCCAAUGUUCAGGUGGUUUUAAAUGUAUCAGUUGACUAUCCUGAAAACCUGGCUGUGGACUGGGUAAACAAUAAACUGUAUGUUGUGGAAGGAAGUGUGAACAGAAUAGACAUGGUGGAUUUAGAUGGAAAGAACCGUGUGACACUGAUUGCUGAAAACCUUGGGAACCCAAGAGGAAUUGCAGUCGAUCCCACAGUGGGCUACUUGUUUUUCUCAGACUGGGACAGUCUUACUGGGGAGCCGGGGCUCGAGAGAGCCUACAUGGAUGGAACAAACCGUUAUGAAAUAGUCAAGUCUAAGCUGGGCUGGCCUGCCGGAAUAACACUGGACAUCGUUUCCAAGAGAGUGUACUGGGUUGACAGUCGUUAUGACUAUGUCGAGACGAUAACUUAUGACGGCCUACAUAGGAAAACUGUUGUGCACGGAGGUUCCCUUAUUCCACACCCCUUUGCUGUAAGCCUGUUUGAGCACUAUGUCUAUUUUACUGAUUGGACCAAAAUGGCAGUGAUGAGGGCAGACAAGUUCACUGACAACAAUCCCCAGGUUAUCUUCCCGUCUUCACUGAGACCAUAUGGAGUAACAGUUUAUCAUUCCCUCAGGCAACCUUAUGUGAGAAGUCCGUGUGGAAAUAACAAUGGCGGAUGUCAGCAGAUCUGUGUACUGAGCCACAGAACAGACAACGACGGCCUUGGAUAUCGCUGUAAGUGCAGAAUGGGGUUCGACUUGAAUCCGGAUGGGAGACGCUGCGUGGAUGUGAGGCAGUUUCUGCUCUUUUCCUCUCAGCUGGCAGUGCGUGGAAUCCCCUUCAACCUGUCCUCCCAGGAGGAUAUCAUACUGCCAGUGACUGGGAGCCCUUCAUACUUCGUUGGAGUGGAUUUCAGUGCAGAAGAUCAAACCAUAUUUUUUUCAGACACAGUAAAAGACAUAAUUUACAGACAGAAAGUAGAUGGAACUGGUCGAGAAAUUCUUGCAGCUAAUAGGGUUGAUGGGGUUGAAGAUUUGGCUUUUGACUGGAUUUCAAAGAACCUGUACUGGACUGACCCUCGAUACAGAAGCAUAACAGUAAUGAAACUAGCAGAUAAAUCAAGAAGAGCCAUUGUGCAGAACUUGAACAAUCCCAGAUCAAUAGUGGUGCAUCCUGUUAUGGGGUAUAUAUUCUGGACAGAUUGGUACCGUCCGGCGAAAAUCAUGAGAGCUUGGUGUGAUGGGUCACAUGCACUGUCAAUUGCGAACACCACACUUGGUUGGCCUAAUGGCCUGGCAAUUGACUGGAGUGCCCUACGCUUGUAUUGGGUGGAUGCUUUCUUUGAUAAAAUUGAGCACAGCACGUUUGAUGGCCUAAACAGAUUGACACUUGAUCGCGUCACUCAGAUGUCGCAUCCGUUUGGCCUUACCAUCUUUGGUGCUUAUGCAUAUUUUACUGAUUGGAGGCUCGGUGGGAUAGUUCGUGUGAGAAAAACAGAUGGAGGGGAAAUGACAGUUAUAAGACGAGGCAUCAGUCACAUAAUGCAUGUCAAAUCUUUUAAUGCGAAUUCUCAGACAGGAUCAAACUAUUGUAACAGACCCAUAAAUCCGAAUGGAGACUGCAGCCAUUUUUGCUUCCCGGUGCCUAAUUUCCAGAGGGUCUGCGGCUGCCCGUAUGGAAUGAAACUGGCCCCUAAUCAGCAAAUCUGUGUGGAGGAUCCAUCAAGUGAACCCCCAACCCUGCAGUGUGGCUCCAACUCCUUCUCCUGUGCCAAUGGGAAAUGUGUGCCACAGUACUUCAGAUGUGAUGGAGUUGAUGACUGUCAUGAUAACAGUGACGAGGUCCACUGCGGAACUCACAACACUACCUGCUCCCCGGCUGCCUUUACCUGUACUAGUCGGCAGUGUAUCCCCAGUAGCUGGCACUGUGACGGGCACAACGACUGUUUCGAUGCGAGUGAUGAACAGAACUGUCCCACCCAUGGUCCCACCACCUGCCCAUCCAACCAGUACACCUGUGCCAAUAGCCACUGUGUCCCAACAAACUGGCUCUGUGACACAGACAAUGACUGCGGGGACGGGUCUGAUGAAAUGAACUGCAAUCUUACCAGCACAUGCCACCCUGAACAGUUCCAGUGCCCAGACCAUCGCUGUAUUGAUUCCAGCUAUGCAUGUGAUGGGGACCAGGACUGUGUGGAUGGAGCUGAUGAGCAAGGCUGCACGUACAACUGCAGUGCCUAUGAGUUUAAGUGCGCCAGUGGACACCAAUGUAUCAACACCUAUUACCUCUGUGAUGGUGUUUUUGACUGCAAUGAUCACUCUGAUGAGGCUGGCUGUCCCACUAGACCACCUGGAAUGUGCCACCAUAACAGCGAGUUCCAGUGCCAGUCAGAUGGCAGCUGCAUCCCUUCCAGCUGGGAAUGUGACGGACAUCCGGACUGUGAAGAUGGAUCAGAUGAACAUCAGAGCUGUCCGGUCAGGACCUGCCCUUCCUCCACGUUCCACUGUGACAAUGGGAACUGUGUCUACCAGGGCUGGGUGUGUGAUGGUGACAAUGACUGCAGGGACAAUAGUGAUGAGAAAGACUGCCCUACUGCACCAUUUCGCUGCCCGAGCUGGCAAUGGCAGUGCCCAGGACAUAGCAUCUGUAUCAACCUGAGCAAAGUGUGUGACAACACCCCAGACUGUCCCAAUGGAGCUGAUGAGUCACCUCUCUGUAAUGAUCCAUUACCAGAUCAGGAGAGCUGUACAGACAACAAUGCAGGAUGCACCCAUGGAUGUAUCCAGGGACCAUUUGGUGCGCAGUGCACAUGCCCUAUGGGAUACCAGCUAACCAAUGACUCCAAGACCUGUGCAGACAUUGAUGAGUGUGACCCACCAAGUCUGUGCAGCCAGCAUUGCUUUAAUGAGAGAGGAUCUUUCAGGUGCCACUGCGAGGAUGGCUAUACCCUAGAAGCCGAUAUGAGGACAUGUAAAGUCUCAGGUUCAAGGGAGGCCCUGCUGCUGGUUGCAAGCCGCAGUCAGAUAGUUUCAGACAACAUUACGGCCCAGCCAAAUGUUAUCCAUUCACUGGUACGAGAUGGAAGGAACAUCGUAGCAAUUGAUUUCGAUUCAGUAACCGACCGUGUUUACUGGUCAGAUACUACUCAAGAUAAAAUAUGGAGUGCUUACAAAAAUGGAACUGACCGGACAAUCAUAUUUGACAGUGGUGUAACAGUGACAGAAAGCAUAGCUGUGGACUGGGUAGCACGCAACCUGUACUGGACAGACUAUGUUCUGGAAACAGUCGAGGUCUCCAGAUUAGAUGGCAGUCACAGGACUGUGCUCGUCAGUGAGAAUGUAACAAAUCCCAGAGGGCUGGUACUGGAUCCAAGAAAUGAUGCUCAUGUCAUGUUCUGGACUGACUGGGGCAGGAACCCUCGAAUUGAAAAGGCCAGCAUGGAUGGUAAAAUGAGGACUGCUAUUAUAAGCAGUAAACUGUACUGGCCCAAUGGUUUGACUAUUGAUUAUCCCAAUAAGCUGCUCUACUUCGCAGAUGCCUAUCUGGAUUUCAUUGAUUACUGUGAUUAUAAUGGAAAAAACAGGAAGCAGGUUUUAGCCGGUGACCUGGUGCUUCAGCAUCCACAUGCUUUAACGAUUUUUGAGGAUUAUGUGUACUGGACAGACCGAUAUAUUAAUCGUGUUAUUCGUGCCAACAAAUGGCAUGGAGAAAACCAGACUGUGAUGAUGUAUAAUGUGCCACAGCCAAUGGGGGUAGUUGCAGUACAUCCUGCCAGACAACCUGCAGGUUCAAAUUUUUGCUCCAUGAGUCCUUGUACUCAUAUAUGUUUGCUGUCUGCACUGGCGCCACGGUUUUACUCAUGCGCUUGUCCAUCUGGCUGGACCCUGGCUGCAGAUCUUGUGACCUGUGUGCGAGUUGAAGAUCCUUUCCUCAUUGUUGUGAGAGACAGUCUUGUUUUUGGCAUCCCUUUGAAUCCUGAAGACAAAAGCAACGAUGCCAUGGUCCCUAUUGCUGGGUUACACAAUGGAUAUGAUGUUGACUUUGAUGAUGCUGAGCAGAUGAUCUACUGGGUGGAACAUCCUGGUGAAAUUCACCGAGUAAAAUCAGAUGGGACUAACAGGACAGAGUUUGCUCCAGCCGCUAUUCUUGGUUCCCCUGUAGGAUUGGCACUGGACUGGAUGACCCAGAAUCUGUACUAUACUAACCCUUCUACUCAGUCCAUUGAGGUUAUGAAUCUCCGUGGGGAAAUGAAAUACAGGAAAACUGUGAUUACUAACAAUGGCACCCCCACCGGCGCUGGAACCCCAACUGGCAUCGCUGUGGAUCCGGCACGCGGGAGGAUGUACUGGACAGACCAGGGUACUGAGAGUGGAGUGCCUGCAAAGGUUGCUGCAGCUGACAUGGACGGUUCUAAUGCUGUCAACCUCUUCACUAAUAACCUGGAUCACAUAGAGUUUAUUACCAUCGACAUCAGGGAGAAUAAGCUGUACUGGGCUGUUACUGCAAGCGGAGUAAUUGAGAGAGGAGAUCCAGAUGGAAGCAAUCGUAUUACCGUGGUAACUGGCCUUUCACACCCUUGGGGGAUCGCUGUGUACGAUCAGUACCUGUACUUCACUGACCGGGAUUAUGAAGUCAUUGAGCGCGUAGACAAGGCCACUGGGGCUAACAAAAAAGUGUUGAGAGACAACGUUUCAGGACUCAGAGUGCUAAAAGUUCACCAUAGGGACACCUCUGCUGGCUCUUCAAAUGGCUGCACUAACAAUGUGGGAGUGUGUCAGCAGCUCUGUCUUCCCAGACCAGCAGGGCAGUAUUCAUGUGCCUGUGCUACUGGUUUCAAACUGAACCCCGACAGCAGGACAUGCUCACCAUAUCAGUCCUACGUUAUCAUCUCCAUGCUAUUGGCGCUCAAAGGAUUCAGCCUCGAAGGGAGUGACCACUCCGAGGCCAUGGUACCUGUGGCUGGAAGAGGUCGCAAUGUACUGCAUGUAGAUGUUCACAUGCCAUCUGGAUUCAUUUACUGGUGUGACUUCAGCAACAAUGUGCCGGAACAAAAUGGCAUUCGGAGAAUCAAACCAGACGGCUCCUACUUCAGGAACAUUGUAACAUCAGGAAUUGGGCAGAACGGAAUCCGAGGAAUCGCCAUUGAUUGGGUAGCAGGGAACCUCUAUUUCACAAAUGCUUUCAUCACUGAGACCUACAUUGAAGUUGUGCGCUUGAACGCCACUUAUCGCCGGGUCCUGCUGAAGACCACAGUGGAUAUGCCGAGGCACAUAGUGGUGGAUCCAAAGAACAGAUACCUCUUCUGGGCAGACUAUGGUCAAAACCCCAAGAUUGAACGUGCUUGUCUAGACGGCACCAAUAGGACGGUACUUGUGUCUUCUGGUAUCCUCACACCUAGAGGUUUGGCUGUGGACUACCAAAAUGGAUAUAUUUAUUGGGUCGAUGACUCCUUGGACAUGAUUGCGAGGAUUCGACCUGAAGGUGGAGAAACAGAGAUUGUCAGGUUUGGCAGCCGUUACCCAACUCCAUAUGGAAUAACUAUCUUUGAAAACACUAUGCUUUGGGUGGACAGGAACCUAAAAAAGGUCUUCCAAGCCAGGAAAGAACCUGGAAACACUGAGCAGCCCACAGUUGUUCGCGACAAUAUAAACUUGCUAAGAGACAUCACUAUUUUUGACAGCCGCACUCAGCCACUGUCAGCACAGCAAGUGAAUAAUAACCCCUGCUUGGUGAGCAAUGGUGGGUGUUCUCACUUUUGUUACGCCCUCCCUGGCUCUCAGACACGGAAAUGUGGGUGUGCGUUUGGAAACUUGGCAAGAGACGACACUAGCUGUGUAGUUUCCCGAGAUGAUUAUUUGAUCUAUACAACCGAGGACUCCAUCCGCAGUCUCCGGCUGGACCCAGAAGACCACAACCUGCCAUUCCCUGUAGUCAAUGUACUGCGCACGGCCGUGGCCCUGGAUUACGACAGGGAUGACAACAGGCUGUACUACACUCAGAGCUCAGGAGAAGGGCGCAGUAGAAUCAACUACAUAAGCCUGUCCUCUCCAACCACUGCUCCUACAGUUGUAGCAUCAGAUUUGGGUGCUCCUGAUGGUAUUGCUUAUGACUGGAUCAGUAAAAGGAUUUAUUACAGUGAUUAUGUCAACCAGACUAUCAAUUCCAUGGCCAUCGAUGGUUCUCAGCGGACAACCAUUGCCCGAGUGCCAAGGCCUAGAGCCAUCAUGCUUGAUCCGUGCAGAGGAUACAUGUACUGGACUGACUGGGGUACCAAUGCCAAGAUAGAGCGGGCCACACUGGGUGGGAAUUUCCGGACUGAAUUAGUGAACACCAGUCUUGUGUGGCCCAAUGGACUGACUCUCGACUAUGAAGAGGAGAGACUCUACUGGGCUGAUGCUAACCUACAGAAGAUUGAACGCUGUUCUCUGACCGGCUCAAACCGAGAAGUGAUUGUCAGUACAGCUAUUUACCCCUUUGCCAUGACAGUCUAUGACCAGCACAUCUACUGGACUGACUGGAACACCAAGAGCAUUUACAGGGCCAACAAGCACGAUGGAUCAGACCAGAUCGUUAUGAUCCAAAACCUGCCUCACCGGCCGAUGGACAUUCACGUCUUAUCCAGCAACAAGCAGCAACAGUGCAGCAACCCUUGUGAUCAGUUUAAUGGAGGCUGCAGCCACAUCUGUACACCAGGUCCGAAUGGUGCGGAGUGUCAGUGCCCAUCUGAGGGCCGUUGGUACUUGGCUGAUAACAAGUACUGCAUUCAGGACAAUGGGACAAGAUGCCCACCGGAUCAGUUCACCUGUAUGAAUGGACGUUGUGUUCGUGCUCAGUGGAAAUGUGACAAUGAUAAUGACUGUGGAGACGGAAGUGACGAACUGGAAAUAGUUUGUGUCCUUCAUAUGGCAGCAUUUAUUGCUUUGACAGCAUUCCACACGUGUGACCCAACGUUAUUCACCUGUGGAAACGGACGCUGUGUUCCUUAUCAUUACCGCUGCGACCAUUAUAACGAUUGCGGGGAUAACAGUGAUGAGGCUGGCUGCUUGUUCCGUUCUUGUGACCAGAACACAGAGUUCACCUGCAGCAACGGAAGGUGUAUUUCCCUAGAAUAUGUUUGCAACGGGAUCAACAACUGCUACGACAAUGGCACUACCGAUGAGAGAAACUGCCCUGAACGUACAUGCCAGCCUGGAUUUACAAAGUGUCAGACUACGAAUAUUUGCAUUCCUCGCUCGUACCUGUGUGAUGGAGACAACGACUGUGGAGAUAUGAGUGACGAGGGCCUGACUCACUGCACUACUGUGACUUGUACAGACAAUGAAUUCCGCUGUUCUAGUGGGCGCUGUAUCCCGGCUCACUGGUAUUGCGAUGAAGGAAUUGACUGUGCUGAUGGUUCGGAUGAACCUACCACUUGUGCCACCCAAGUGAGGACGUGUUCCAGUGAGCAGUUCCGCUGCGAUGACUCCAGGUGUAUUCCCUAUUCGUGGAUCUGUGAUGGGGACAAUGAUUGCGGAGACAUGAGUGAUGAGGACAGAAGACACAACUGUGCAAACCGCAACUGCACAGCUUCUGAGUUCACCUGCGUUAACAACCAGCCUCCUCAGAGAAGGUGCAUUCCUCGAGCCUGGGUCUGUGAUGGAGAUGCUGACUGCUCUGACGCAUAUGAUGAACAUCAAAACUGCACCAGGAAAUCCUGCUCGGAGAAUGAAUACACAUGCAGCAAUGGCCUAUGUGUUAGCGGUUCCUACAGGUGUGACCGACGGAAUGACUGUGGUGACGGCAGCGAUGAACAGGGGUGCACCUACUUAGAAUGUCAACAGCAGCAGUUCACUUGCCAAAAUGGGCGCUGCAUUUCUAAGGAUUUUGUCUGUGAUGGUGACAAUGACUGUGGAGAUGAAUCUGAUGAACUAGAUCAUCUCUGUCAUGUCCCACAACCAUCCUGUGCCCCAGAUCAGUUUAAGUGUGACAAUGGAAAUUGCAUUGAAAAUGUCAAAGUCUGUGACAGGUCAGAUGAUUGCUCAGACAACAGUGAUGAGAAAGGAUGCGGCAUCAACGAAUGCACUGAUCCCACAAUGCACCGAUGUGAUCAGGAUUGCACAAACACAAUAACAAGCUUCUUCUGCUCAUGCCGCCCUGGAUAUCGGCUCAUGUCUGACAAUCGGACUUGCGAUGACAUCAAUGAGUGCAACGAAACACCAAGCGUGUGCAGUCAGCUCUGUGAGAACACGGUGGGCUCCUACAUUUGUAAGUGUGCUCCUGGGUAUAUUCGGGAACCUGACGGAAAAACCUGCCGGCAGAACAGCAACAUAGCGCCCUACCUUAUUUUCAGUAACCGCUACUAUCUCCGCAAUCUGUCCGCCGACGGGCAGUCCUACUCCCUCAUCCUCCAAGGCUUGACAAGCGUAGUGGCUAUGGACUUUGACAGGGCAGAUAGAAGGCUCUACUGGAUCGAUGUGGGAAGAAGAGUUGUUGAGCGAAUGUUUCUUAACGGGACAGGCAGAGAGACUGUUCUCACUGGAGUGCUACAUGGUGAAGGGCUUGCAGUGGAUUGGGUUGGCAGAAAACUAUACUGGGUUGACGCAUUCCUUGACUGUCUAAACGUGGCUGAGCUAGAUGGACGUUUUGUUAAAAAGCUGGCUGAACACUGUGUGGACUCCAACAAUAGCUACUGCUUUGAAAACCCAAGGGCUGUAGCCAUUCAUCCGAAAUAUGGGUAUGUUUAUUGGUCUGACUGGGGAUACAAGGCUUUUAUUGGUCGAGUGGGAAUGGAUGGAACCAACAAGACAGCUGUAAUCACCUCUAAGAUUGAAUGGCCUAAUGGUCUCACGAUUGACUACACCAAUGAUAAGCUGUACUGGGCAGAUGCACAUCUAAAUUACAUUGAGUAUUCAGAUUUAAAUGGACACCACCGCCAUACAGUCUAUGACGGAACAUUGCCUCAUCCAUUUUCUAUCACUGUGUUUGAAGACACCCUUUACUGGACCGACUGGAAUACCAGAACUGUAGAGAAAGGAAACAAGUAUGACGGGUCAGGCAGGACAGCUUUGGUGAACACUACACACCGGCCAUUUGAUAUUCAUGUUUACCACCCCUACAGACAACCGAUAUUGACUAACCCAUGCAGUGUAAACAAUGGAGGAUGCUCUCACUUAUGUCUGAUAAAAAAUGGCGGGCAGGGUUAUAGCUGUGAGUGCCCAAAUAACUUUGUGACAGUCCAGCUGGGUGGAAUUGCUCGCUGUCUUCCUAUGUGCUCCAGCACCCAGUACAGAUGUGCAGACAAUGAAAGGUGUGUCCCUAUCUGGUGGAAAUGUGAUGGACAGCGUGACUGUAGGGAUGGAUCUGAUGAACCUUCCACAUGCCCUCCCAGAUACUGCCCUGUUGGCCAGUUCCAGUGUAACGAUGGAAACUGCACCAGCCCCCACUUCCUGUGUAACACUAUGCAGGAUUGCAGAGAUGGCUCGGAUGAGGAGCCUGUUCUGUGCGCCAAUCACCAGUGUGAAAUUCACCAGUGGCAAUGCAGCAACAGGAAGUGUAUCCCCGAGGCGUGGCAGUGUGACGGGGACAAUGACUGUGGCGAUAACUCGGAUGAGGACGCCACUCACUGCUCCACCAGGACCUGCCCCCCAGGCCAGUUCAAAUGUAACAACGGCCGCUGUGUUCCACAGACCUGGAAGUGCGAUGUGGAUGAUGACUGCGGAGACAGCUCUGAUGAGCCUCAUGAUGAGUGCAUGGGUCCUGCCUAUCGCUGUGAUAAUCACACUGAGUUUGACUGCAAAACAAACUAUCGCUGCGUUCCUCUUUGGUCAGUCUGCAAUGGGUAUAACGACUGCAGAGACAACAGCGAUGAGCAAGGCUGUGAGGAGCUAACCUGUGAUCCGUUGGGAGAUUUCCGCUGUGACAAUCACCAGUGUGUCCCCCUGCGCUGGAAGUGUGAUGGAGACAAUGACUGUGGAGACGGGUCUGAUGAGCGAGGCUGUAGUCCUCGUGCCUGUACAGAGAGCGAAUAUCGCUGUGACAAUCUGCACUGUAUUCCUAACCGCUGGGUGUGUGACCACGACAAUGACUGUGAAGACAAUUCAGACGAAAGAGACUGUGACCUGCGGACAUGUCAUCCUGGUUACUUUCAAUGCAACAGUGGCCAUUGCAUUGCAGAGAGGUUCAAAUGUGAUGGGAAUGCAGACUGCCUUGAUUACUCAGAUGAGUUAACAUGCCCUACACGUUAUCCCGGUGGCACCUAUUGCCCACCACUCAUGUUUGAAUGUAGGAACCACGUGUGCAUCCAGCCCUACUGGAAAUGUGACGGAGAUGACGACUGCGGGGAUAAUUCAGACGAGGAGCUGCAUCUCUGCUUGGAAGUUCCCUGUGACCCGCCUUUCCGUUUCCGCUGUGACAACAAUCGCUGUAUCUACAGCCACGAGCUGUGCAACACGGUGGAUGACUGUGGGGACGGCAGUGAUGAGAAACAAGAGCACUGUAUAGCACCAACCCAUGGACCUUGCACACCAGAAGAGUACAAAUGCAGUAACAGCCAUUGCAUUCCACUGCAGUAUGUCUGUGACAACUAUGAUGACUGUGGAGACCACUCUGAUGAACUAGGCUGCAACCGUGGAGCAGAUCGCACAUGUAAUGAGAACAUCUGUGAGCACAACUGCACCGACCUCACCGAGGGAGGCUUCAUCUGCUCCUGCAGGCCGGGAUACGGACCCAGUGAAACAGACAGAAACUCCUGCUCAGAUAUUGAUGAGUGUGCUAUCUAUGGAACAUGCCCCCAGGACUGUCAAAACUCCAAAGGCAGUUAUGAGUGUUUCUGUGCAGAGGGAUUCAGAUCUGUUGGUGAACAGCAUGGAAUUGAAUGUGCAGCCCCUGGAAACCCUCCAGUACUGCUGUUGCCCGACAACGUGCGGAUCCGCAGGUUCAACCUCUCCUUGGAGCAGUACUCGGACUACAUUGACGAGGCAGAACACAUCCAGGCCCUGGACUAUGACUGGGAUCCAGAAGGAAUAGGCCUCAGUGUUGUGUACUGGACUGUACUAGGACGUGGCUCGCAGUUCGGGGCUAUCAAACGGGCCUAUAUGACCACUUUUGAUGAUGGUGGUAACAACCCAGUGAAGGAAGUGGAUUUGAAUCUGCGGUAUAUUGCAAACCCUGAUGGGAUUGCAGUCGACUGGAUUGGGAGACACAUUUACUGGACAGACUCGGGGACAAAUAGAAUUGAGGUAGCCAAGCUGGAUGGCCGGUACAGAAAGUGGCUGAUCCACACAGAGCUAGACCAGCCAGCUGCCAUUGUUGUCAAUCCAAAACUUGGAACCAUUUUCUGGACUGACUGGGGCAGAGAGCCCAAGAUUGAGUCUGCCUGGAUGGACGGGAAUAACAGACAGGUCCUGGUUAAGGAUGACCUUGGGUGGCCUACAGGCCUCACUAUUGACUAUCUAAAUGGAGACAGAAUCUACUGGAGUGACUCCAAAGAGAAUAUUAUAGAAUCUAUGAAAACCGAUGGAACUGACAGGAAAAUCAUUAUUUUUGGAGAUAUUGGAAAUCCGUACAGUCUGGAUGUGUUUGAAGGACAUGUAUAUUGGACAACAAAGGAAAAGGGUGAAGUGUGGAAAACAAAUAAAUUUGGAAAUGGAGAAAAGGUGAAGGUGCUAACAAUAAAUCCUUGGCUGACUCAAGUUCGCAUCUACCAGGAACAUAGAUACAACAACUCAGUGCCUAACCCCUGCAAGGCUGUCUGCAGUCAUCUCUGUUUGCUGAGACCAGGUGGCUAUACAUGUGCCUGCCCUCAGGGUGCACAGUUAUUGGGUGGAAGCACCACUGAAUGUGAUGCAGCUACUGAAGCUCCAUUGUCCAUGCCGCCAGCAUGCAGAUGCAUGCACGGUGGAACAUGCUACACAGAUGAAGGGGGUCUGCCGAAGUGCAAGUGUCCUUACAGCUACACUGGAAGUUUCUGUGAAAUUGGAAAAUCAAGAAGUGCACCUGCAGGAACAGCUCUUGCUGUGUUCCUGGCAGUGAUUAUCAUCCUCAUCAUUGGAGCCCUGGCAGUGGGAGGGUUCCUGAAUUACAAACGCACUGGUUCACUUAUUCCCUCCCUGCCUAAACUGCCCAGUUUGAGUAGCUUGGUGAAAUCCAGUGAAAAUGGUAAUGGAGUGACAUUCAGAUCUGGAGAUGAUGUUACUAUGGAUCUGGGACCACCAGGAGUUAGUGGCAUUUCUGUUAUAGACAGAGCAAUGCAGAUGAAUGAAGACUUUGCUGUGGAAGCAGGGAAACAGCCAGUCACAUUUGAGAACCCCAUGUACACAACCACAGGAAAUGCAGCCAGUGACCCAGCUGUCAUUUACGCUACACAGGUUACAGUAAAUGUGAAUCCUGAGCAGAAUGAAAACUAUGAGAACCCCACCUAUUCUUCAAAGCAACCUGCAGUGGAAGUGGAAAAAACUCCAGCAAGUACAGAAACACAGGAGUCCAAGUGGAGUUUCUUUAAAAGAAAGCUGAAACCUGGCACAACUUUUGAAAAUCCACUGUAUGCCGAGAUGCAGAGUGAUCAGAACGUGGGAGGUCCUGAGGAAGAAGCCUCUGCUCCUGAACCCUCUCCGUUUUCAACACCAGCAAAGCUGCAAAAGAAAGAGCGGCUGUCAGCAUUCACUCCAGCAGAGGACACUUUCAGAGACACAGCAAACCUAGUCAAAGAGGACAGUGACGUGUAGCCAGGUCUCACACUUGGGAAUCAAAGACAGACUUUCCUUUGCACAUAUAUUUUUAUAUGCAGGCUGGGCAAAACUAGAAUAAUACUGUCAAAAAAAAAACCCUUAGUUGAAAAACCUUAUAGAAUACAGAUUGGAAGGUCUGUAUGAACUAUGCCUUGUUAUAUUUCUUAUGCCAAUUCUCAUAUUUUUUAUGAAGAUUUUUUUUUUUUAUUAUUGUGAUGUACUAAAUGUCUAUCUUUGCACUGAACCUGCUAAAAGUAAUAUUAUAAAUAUGUUGUACAUUUGUAAAUUUGUUAAAGAUUAUCUGUCAAUGAUGUUGCUACUGGAAAUAGACUCUUUUUGCUAUAGUGUAAAGUUACAAAUAUGAAGAAUAAACUGCAGAAUCAAAUUGGAUGGGAGGUAUUGGAAUGGAUAGGUGUGUUUUGGGAGCACACUGCUCUAUAAGAUGCAGCAGUCUUACUGAAGUUUUAUGCAUUUCUUCGUACAUUUUUAUAUACCUCAUUUUCAGCUUGAGAAACAGAAAACCAUAAAAACUGGGAUUUAAUUGUUUUGUUUUUUUCUCUUACAGUAGCUAUUUGGAAAUUGUAUCCCAGAUUACUUCACAUUAAAGUAGACAGACCAGUAGGAUGAAAUUCCUGUCAAUUUAGUGUCACGCCAAACAAACAUGUUUCAGAAAUGACUAUCAUGUAUUCUUUGAAUAUCUGUGGAACAUUAUACUCAUCCAUAGCCAAUCUUCACAAACAAUUUAUAUUUGCAUAUGAAUCGAAUUUAUUUUUCAGUAACAGAAAUUUAGGUCCACAUGUUCAGUGGUAACCUGAUAGUAAACACUGAAAAACAAAAAAAUGAAUCUUAGUGAUUUUUCAUGGAUAUUUGCUGAAAUCUUUGAUUCACGUUUCGGUUUUUAAAUGAUCAUUGUUAGAUUAGAAUGUAUUAUUGUUUUGAAAGAGUGGUCCAGUGAAGUCAACCUGUUCUUUUUUUGAAAGGUAGAACAAGUAGUAACAAACACAGCCACAUUUCUAAAUUGUCUCUGCUGGAUCCUUGAACAAGUCCAUUAUUUUAUACCCUUUUUUUCUGGUUUUAAUUUCCUUUUUUUAUUUGGAUAUGAAAGGUGUCUGGCUGAAGACUGAAGCACCAAGCUCUUUUCAGUUACCUUUGCCAAUAACUUGUUGCGACCCUAAAUGUUAAGGCCACCUACCAACAUUUUAAAACACACAGGCACAGUUAUAUUCUGUUGUAAAGAUAUUUUUUUGUACUUUAAUUAAUUAAAAAACUUUAUGCCAACAAAUAUGUAGAACACUCUUGUGAUAAUUAUUUUCUCUUAAGUAGAAAAUAAGAACUGGAACAAAUUGAUGCUGCUGAAAAAAAUAAUCUAAUAAAUCUGUUAUUUUAUCAUAGUUCCUUUUGUGUGUGCUAUUUUUAUAACGUUUAAACAAGUCAGGCAAAUUGCAUUUAAAUACAGUAUAAUAUUACACAAUGUGUUCUUUUAGACAUUGUUUACAACAAUAAAGGGUAUGUAACAAUACA
Messenger RNA from Acipenser ruthenus (sterlet), 15679 nucleotides. Its product is annotated as low-density lipoprotein receptor-related protein 2-like. NCBI's taxonomy places the organism in Eukaryota, Metazoa, Chordata, Actinopteri, Acipenseriformes, Acipenseridae. Gene Ontology annotation, molecular function: protein binding; calcium ion binding. The coding region runs from base 146 to 14155 and encodes 4669 amino acids. The transcript is spliced from 81 exons. The record is from RefSeq and is a predicted model, not a curated record.